This is a messenger RNA of Fopius arisanus, 1682 nucleotides long. Its product is annotated as ankyrin repeat and MYND domain-containing protein 2. The record is from RefSeq and is a predicted model, not a curated record. Lineage: Eukaryota; Metazoa; Arthropoda; Insecta; Hymenoptera; Braconidae. The transcript has 3 exons. The coding region runs from base 26 to 1249 and encodes 407 amino acids. Gene Ontology annotation, molecular function: protein binding.
UUUGGAGGCCCCAGUCCACCUAAAAAUGGCGUCGACAACAAUGUGUACAGACAUUCAACGUGAAAUAUUUUCCAAAGUAGAAAAAAACGAAGCAACAGAGCUAAAAUCUCUCCUAGCAUCCAAUAAAUUAAAAAUCGACUUUGUGGAUGAGAAUGGCAUGAGUCCACUGCAACACGCCUGCUACAAAGGAAACAAGGAAAUAACUCAGAUGUUAUUGGAUCAGGGAGCGGAUGUGAAUGGCUGUCAACAGGACAACGGCUACACAGCCCUCCACUUGGCCGCCCUGAGUGGCAAUGCUGAUCUGUGCCAUCUUCUGCUGAGCUGUGGUGCCAAAAUCAAUGCAACUAACUCAGUGGCACGUACAGCAGCGCAAAUGGCAGCAUUCGUUGGCAAUCACAAUUGCGUUGCAACAAUCAAUAAUUACAUACCAAAGGCUGACAUCGAUUACUACGUUAAACCACAGGGAUUACAGACUGAGCCGAUGCUACCACCCCAUCUCUCUGAUUCUUUUCAUAAAUUCAUUAUGCAGGUCAAUGUGCAUCCGGUCAGGGUGGCCAUUACAUUGCAAAAAUGUACGGGAUUGUUAGAUCAUCUGGCAAAGGUUCAAAAAGUCCUAGAAUCACUCCGCCAACGUGAGAUGACACGCGGCGCUGAGACAAACGAAAUAAUGGCAUUUAAAUACCACUACCUAAGUUGCAUAAUAAACGAGAUUCAAAAAUUGAAAAAACGUCAAGAAGCGCGAAAAGAAAAAGUGGAAAAAGAAAAAUCUCCAGAGGCGACGGACAAGACCUCGACGAAGUGUCAAACAGAUCUCGUUGAGCUAUUCAUAAAACAAUUACUCAAGUGCAAUAAGUACCAAGAGGCUCUUCUCCGAGAGAUAGUCCGGGAAUUCCCCUUUAGGGAGAGCACCAUCUUCCGACAGAUGAUAGCGACUCUAGCUGGUACCGAUCCACCGUCAGCCGUUUCCGUUGUUUCGGCGGCUAUCAAUGGCCAACGGGGUUUCGUAGAUCUGUCACAGAUAUGUAUCACCUGCGGUGAAGAAAAAGCCACGAAAAAGUGUAGCAAAUGCCGGGCUGUUCAGUACUGCGACAGAGAGUGUCAGCGCUAUCACUGGUUUCUCCAUAAAAAAGAAUGCGCCAGAGAAGACACCAAUACGACGAGUGAUAAGGGAGGCAAAAUUACCGAUGCUGAUAAGGCACAACUCGCCACCGCCAUCCAAGCGGAAAUCCAUAAUUUGAAUAUCAAAUAAUUGUUUUUUAAUAAAUUUACGUUUUUUUUGUUUAUGUUUUUUUAUUUGUUUUUUGGCGGGACGAGGAGGGGAGGGAGAAGCCGGAAAAAUUCCGGUUUAUCGAAAAAAAAAAGAAAUGACCCUCUUUUCCGAAUGUAAUUCGACGAAUUAUCAUGGAAAAAUAAAAUUGGAGGAGAAAGGAACUUUUCGGGACUAGGGCGCAAAGUGAAAUUUUUUCGACGUGUUUUUUUUUUAUUUGUGUUCAUGUCGAAUCGUGCGGAAAGUAAUUUUUUUGAGACUCAUGUUGAAAAUGAUUUUUGCGCGUUUAUCGAGUGUUUAGUCUGUGAAUCGAUCAGUGAUUGUGUCAAUGUUUUGUAUUAUACUGAGUAGAUGAAUAAUUUUUUGUUAAUGCUGUCAACAUAUAGAUAAAAAUAAAAGAACAUGACAAAAACAA